This is a messenger RNA of Brassica rapa (field mustard), 2186 nucleotides long. Its product is annotated as chalcone--flavonone isomerase. Lineage: Eukaryota; Viridiplantae; Streptophyta; Magnoliopsida; Brassicales; Brassicaceae. Gene Ontology annotation, biological process: flavonoid biosynthetic process. Gene Ontology annotation, molecular function: chalcone isomerase activity. The record is from RefSeq and is a predicted model, not a curated record.
AGACAAGGUUAUAAUAGCUUGAACAUCAUGAACAAAAAACACUAAUCUGACCUAGAAACAGUGAUGCCACUGCUUUUGUCUGGGGAUGCCUAGAAACAAGGGGAAUAUUUUACUCUUUAUUUUACAAAACUAAUAAAACAUAAACUAAUUGGUUACUAAUAAACCGCAUUAACAAGGCCCGUGUGAAAUGAGCUCUAAAGUUUUGACCACCAUACUGAUCUUCAAUUCAAACAUUUAAGGGACAGAAGCGCGUAACGCCACAUGCUAACUAACACUUGUAAUCCUAACCUAACUUUUUUUUUUGCUAUCUACCUCUCUCUUUAUAAUCACCCAACCCAAGAAAACUUUUUUCAUUAUUAUCAUCAAACAUCAUCAUCAUCAUCAAAACAUUCAAACCUAAACCCCAAAGUCAUGUUUAAUCAAAUCAUGUUUUCUUCCGGCAUUCAGACACCGUUACCCUCCGUCACGAAUCUUCAAGUUGAAUCCGUUAACUUUCCACCGUCCGUCAUCUCACCGGCUUCCUCCAACCGACUCUUCCUCGCUGGCGCAGGUGUGCAAGGUUUGGAUAUCCAAGGAGAUUUUGUGAUCUCCACCGUCAUCGGAGUUUACCUAGAUCCUAACGCCUUAGAGGGACUUCCCUUUUGCGGUACGACAGAGGAGUUAGCGGAAUCCGUCCCUUUCUUCCGUCAAAUCGUCACAGGUCCUUUUGAGAAAUUCAUUAAGGUGACGAUGAAACUCCCGUUAACGGGACAGCAAUAUUCGGAGAAAGUAACAGAGAAUUGUGAGGCAAUUUGGGAAUCGUUAGGGAUAAACGCGUACUCUGACUCUCACAUCUGUGAAGACUGUGAUCCUCCUCCCGGUGCAAAACUUCGUUUUAACAAGAUCACUAAAACAUUUGGUCCAUAUCGGCACUACUCUAGGGGUCAUGCUGUGGUGAGGUUCCUGGAAAUCUUCAAGCACAAAAAGUUCCCUCCUGGUGCUUCCAUCCUCUUCGCUUUCUCCCCUAAAGGCUCUCUUACGGUUGCGUUUUCGAGUGAUGAUGGCAUUCCUAAAAGAGGAAACACAGCGAUCGAGAAUAAGUUUUUGGCAGAGGCAAUUCUUGAAUCAAUCAUUGGAAAGAACGGUGUGUCUCCUGGGGCUAGGCUGAGUGUAGCUGAGAGAUUAGCUCAGCUGAUGAAGCUUGAACGCCGGGCUGAGACAUUAAUAUUGGCCGACAAAAAAAUUAUGAAAAAUAACGAGGUCAAAGAAGAUGCAACAAAGACAAAGACUGAUCAAGAGGAAGCUAACGAUCUCUCCCUCGGAGAUAAAUUGGCUGAAGAAAACUGACCCUCUAGGAGAUUUUUCUUGGUUUGUGAGGGCUUUAUGUUUCUCUGCUUAAUAACGUUUUAGUUCUCAUCGCAUGUUUUACAAUCUGCUUCUAUUCAUAAAUAGUACUGUAUUAAAUAAUCACAUGGAGUUGAUUCAAAAAAAUCCAAACGUAUCAAAAAUGUAUUAUCAGCUGAUCUUGCUUCUAGGGAAUAGAGAUAAUGCCGAGCAAAACCGGAUUACAUGUCAAAAGGCUAAAACCUAUACGAAAUCUGGACCGAUCCAAAUAUUUUCAAUUGGGUCGACAUGCAUAUUUUUGACCCAUUAGAGCAAGUCCAUUGGUAAGAACCCAUAAUGGGUUCUAAUCAAUAAUUUAGUAAUUAAUUUAGUGAUUUGAAAGGUUUAGAACCUUUGUUAGUCUAAUUUAAUUUUUCAUCCUCCAAUGGGAGAACCUCAUUGAGGUUCUUAAUUUUUUUUUUUUAAAUUGAUUAAGGUUCGGAUACAUACAUCUGUGUCAUAAAAACUCAACAUUAAGAUUCAUCUCUCUAUCAAAUUGAUUCAUAUGAAGAAGAACUUACAAUGGUAGGUCCAGAAGUGUAUUCAAACUCCUCAGAGAUAGGUUUCUUCUUGGUGGAAGCAGAAGCUAAAGUGUGCAUCUUGGUGUCAUCGAUCACUUGCACAUAAAGAUGCUUGUUCGAGCGAAACACGCACAUCCUUGGCCUCUCCGCUGUACCGUUAACCUAUCACGAGUUACAGAACUCAUAUAAUAUACAAACACAAAUCACCAAUUUCUGACAUUGCCAUAAGAAAAAAGGUGUACACGGUGAGGGAAAGGACCACAACCGUUGUCAAGAUCGCUGACUCUAGAAUCACUUUCCCUG